GGGAGAAAAUGCCCCGUCUCAAGUUUACACUCCAAAUGACCAUUAUGAUACCUCCUUCAAACACCUGACCCUACUGCGCCAAAGCACGUAGACUACCGUAAAAUGCCUUCACCGCAUCGGUCCAGCCAUGAACACUUUACCCCCGCCACCACCAAGCAAACACAACCUUUAUUAAUGCUUUCACCUACUGACUGGGCCUCUUUCCUGACCGUCAUGGCCGAUACCCUCCGCCUCACACCGGAAGCCCUCUCAAUGGCAUACGUCUACCUCCACCGCUAUAAUCGCUGGGCAUCGGAAGAAUCUUGCUCGCCGCUGGACGAUCAUGUACCCGCUUUUAUCCCAUUUCAUUCAAGUUACCCCUUUUCGGCCCUAGCUAACGAGAUCCAAAGACACUGUGCCUCGCCUCCCUCUCCCUCUCUACAAAGGCCACCGAAUCGCCCAGAAGACUUCGCGAGCUUCUUGUGCCGGCAUAUGCUCACCUGCACCCGUCUUCGCCCCCGCUGACCUUCCCUUCGCCCUUGUACGACUCGCUCAGGUCAACGGUUGUGGCUGCGGAAUUACUGCUGCUUCGCGUACUGCGGUUCGACUUGCGUGUUCCGUUGCCCUAUGACUUUCUACCAAGAUUUCUUGAGAAGGUUUUGCCACCGGUAGCGACCCCCGGAGAGGAGGAGUGCGCGGAGACUAAGAUUGUAGAUAUCUGUGAGACGGGGCUCGGGAGGGAGGUUUGGGGUGUUGUUGGGAGAGUUAUGACUAGCUAUAAGAUUUGCAACUUCUUUCCCGCGAGGAGCGUUGCAGCGGCUUGUUUGUUUCAUGUGGCUUUGAAACGAGGGCUGAGGAUUGGAGAUGGUUCGGCAAAGGAAUGGGUGAAGAGGUUGACUGGAGGGAAAGUUGAACAUGAGGAUUUUGUGGAAGCUUUGGAGGAAAUCGACAAUUUGUGUGGUGCAAGUUCUGAAGCCCGGCGUCAAGGUGGGAGAGAGAUUUUACGAGUUGGCUGAUGGCUUUGAACCACAAUUGAUCGGCUACACAUCGUGAGUGGGAUGCUUGUGUCUGGCACUUGUAUCCUAGACCUUACUCAUUACAUACUUAAUGCACAUAGUCCUCAAGGGAGAGUAAAAUCUCAUUCUGUUUUGCU
This is a messenger RNA of Tuber aestivum (summer truffle), 1132 nucleotides long. Lineage: Eukaryota; Fungi; Ascomycota; Pezizomycetes; Pezizales; Tuberaceae. The record is from the annotation of a GenBank genome assembly.